This is a messenger RNA of Zalophus californianus (California sea lion), 3402 nucleotides long. It is a transcript of the gene FRMD8, whose product is annotated as FERM domain containing 8. The transcript is spliced from 11 exons. Bases 152 to 1660 code for a protein of 502 amino acids. The record is from RefSeq and is a predicted model, not a curated record. Gene Ontology annotation, biological process: negative regulation of canonical Wnt signaling pathway. Gene Ontology annotation, cellular component: plasma membrane; cytoskeleton. NCBI's taxonomy places the organism in Eukaryota, Metazoa, Chordata, Mammalia, Carnivora, Otariidae.
UCCUCCGCCCCAGCUUCCGCGUCGCGGACCCGGGAGCUGGAACCUGAGCGGUUGCCCGAGUCCUGGCCCACUUCGGGGCGGGAGCCGGAGCUGGGGCUCGCGGUCAGACCGGGGACCUGCGCUGAAGCCGCGGGCACUGACUCCCUGCGAGAUGGACGGGACAGAAGGCAAUGCUGGGCAACCGGGCCCCGCUGAGCGGUCCCAUCGAAGCAGCGUGUCCUCCGUGGGAACCCGAGCCUCCGUUGCAGCAGCUGAUGUGCUGGUGUACCUGGCGGAUGACACAGUGGUGCCCCUGGCCGUGGAGAACCUGCCGUCGCUCAGUGCCCACGAGCUGCACCGGGCUGUCCGUGAGGUCCUGCAGCUCCCGGACAUCGCCCUGGAUGCCUUCGCACUCUGGCUUGUGUCCCCUCUGCUGGAGGUGCAGCUGAAGCCCAAGCACCAGCCCUACAAGCUGGGCCGCCAGUGGCCCGAACUGCUGCUGCGCUUCACGGACGCCCCCGCUGACCACGUGGCCAUGGAUGAGCCUUCCCUGCAGUUCCGAAGGAACGUGUUUUUCCCAAAGCGGCGGGAGCUCCAGAUCCACGAUGAGGAGGUCCUGCGGCUGCUCUACGAGGAGGCCAAAGGCAACGUGCUGGCCGCUCGGUACCCGUGUGACGUGGAGGACUGUGAGGCCCUGGGUGCCCUGGUGUGCCGCGUGCAGCUCGGGCCCUACCAGCCGGGCCAGCCCACUGCCUGCACCCUGAGGGAGAAGCUGGACUCCUUCCUCCCCGCCCACCUCUGCAAGCGGGGCCACGGGCUCUUUGCUGCCCUCCGGGGCCGAGGGGCCAAGGCGGGGACAGGCGAGCAGGGCCUGCUGAAUGCCUACGGCCAAGUGAAGGAAGCGGUCGGCAGCGACAGUGAGCACGGGGCCUCCCUGAGCCCCCACUACCGCGCCUACCUCCUCAAGAGCCACGAGCUGCCCUUUUACGGGUGCGCCUUCUUCCAUGGCGAGGUUGACAAGCCAGCCCAGGGCUUUUUGCACCGGGGCGGGCGGAAGCCAGUGACUGUGGCCAUCAGUCUGGAGGGCGUGCACGUCAUUGACAGCAGGGAGAAGCACGUUCUGCUGGGCCUGCGCUUCCAGGAGCUGUCGUGGGACCACACCUCCCCCGAGGAGGAGGAGUCUGUCCUGUGGCUCGAGUUCGAUGGGGACAACGAGGGCACACCGGUCAACAAGCUCCUCAAGAUCUACUCCAAGCAGCAGAAGGCAGGGGCCCGUCCAUCUCAUCCAGCUCACUCCACAGAGUAUGGAAAGGCUCGGCCUCAGGGAGGCCUCAGCGUGGCCCCCUCUCCUCCCCAGGCCGAGCUGAUGAGCAGCCUCAUCGAGUACUGCAUUGAGCUGAACCAGACAUCAGAGCCCGCCGCCCCCCAGGAGAACGUGUCCGGCCCCACCGCCGCCACCGGCUCCCCGCCGCCCCCUGCUCAGCGCCCACCGCUGCGGAGGCAGGGCAGCGUGGUGUGCAGCCGCCUCCAGCAUCUCUCCACCAUCGACUACGUGGAGGAAGGUCAGCAGAUCAAGCGGGUGAAGCCGAAGCGCACCACAUCCUUCUUCAGCCGGCAGCUGUCCACGGUCCAGGGGAGCUACACCGUGGUGCAGCCCACCGACAGCCUGGAGCAGGGCUGAGGGCAGCGGCGCAGGGCAGGGGGAGGGCGCAGGGGGAGGCUCCCCCUGGUCCUGGCCCAGCAUUCUUCUCCCAGACGGGUAGGUCCAGGCUGCGGCUCUGGGGCUGGGCAGGAGGGCUACCUCGAGAGGGAAGAAGUGGCUUCUGCCUGUGAUGGCGCACGGGCCACACACAGGCUGGUGGGGGACUCCCGCAGGGUCCUCCUUGCAGCCUGCCUGUCCUUCCCCUGGACUCAGCCCCACUGCUGUCUCAGGACCAUCAGAGGGGGCUCUGGCCACCCCCUCCCAGCCAGGGACUUGGCCUUGUGCCCCUCUCAAGAUGGACAGUGUCCCCUGCUCUGAAGUUCUCGGUGGCAGCGCUGGCAGCAGGGGACCGAUGAAUACGGUUUGGGACCCGUAGGUCCAGUGUGUGUCUUCGGUCUUUUCCCCGGACUUUGGUGACCACAUCCCCGCCUGCCUUCGGCCGCAUUCCACCAACGCUGCCAGUCUGGGCGUGGCCCUGUGGGGUGGGAAGGAGGCCUUCCUGGAUUGCACCCCAGCAGGGACAGAGAGGGUGAAGCCCCCCACUCAUACCCUCUCUGGCUGGAUGGAACUGGAGGGAGCCAGGCGGGGCCUGGCUCAGGGAGCAUUCUGUGCCCCUCACUCCGGCCUCGUGGUCAGGACACAUUCUGACCGGAAGGAAAGUGCCUUUUUGCCAGCCUUUGGGGACAACACUGUGCCUGGAGGUGGCUGUCCUGGGGACCAAUGUGCCCACCAGACCCACACUCCACACUUGGAGAAGCUCCCAAACCACCCUGGUCUGCAGGUUUUCGCUUUGCUCUUUUUUCAUCUGCUUCGGUUCCACGAAGCCUGGGAGCUCUGGGGUAACUUGAGGACGCCCCCACCAACCUCAGAGCUGCUGGCUCUCCCUCAAGAUGGCGACGUGGUGUCCAUCCGCCCGACCCUGGGGGUGGCCCAUGCGCGGGGGACGUGCCAUGCCAGCUGGUCUCCUCUUUCCCAGGACAUUAUAGGGAGGCUGGAUCUGGCGCUGGGUGGAGCCUUUCCCCCUGCUUCACCGUCACGGCCUCUCCCAGAGGAGCCAGCCUAGAGGAGGUAGAGGACGGCCUUCGCAGCCCCUCUGCGCCUCCGUGGUGGGUCCAUGGCCCGCACGACGCUUCCUGAGACUUUCUGCAGGGAAGAGGCCAGACCGGCCCAGCGCUGGGCUCUGCCUUGUCCUCCCUUCCGCAUGGAGCGCCUUGGCAGAGGAAAUGCAAACUGGCCUCCAGGGUCAGAGCCCGCUCCCUCCUCUUCCUUUUGGUGACUUUGGAGCACUCCCGGGGUUCUGAGCUGGGCUUGCCUCCAGCAGUAGGGACUCUGUCGUUUGUUAAAAUAAAUUGGGGUCCCCAGGCUUUUGGAAUGUUCCAGCCAGGGGCCAUCUCGUCUCCCCUCCUGGAGUCACCGGACCGGAGCGGCCGCCCAGCCAGCCUGGCACCCAGCCGUCUGGUUCUCUCCUCCCACUCACUGUUUUGACCCAGGUGAAUGUUUAUCUGCUGGGCUGACGCGUUGGGGUGGGGGGUGGGGGGGCUGGCGUGGACACACAUCACUUGUUCUUACUCUUCAGUCUCUCCGCUGUUCUCUGAGCAUCCCUUGUGUGCCAUGGCCUUUUCUGCCCGCCCUUUGGACAAAGCAGUAUUUUACCAAGUGACCUUUCAAUAUACUCAUUCUUUUGUAUCAUGUGACUUCUUAAUAAUAAAUUUUCAACAAAC